This is a messenger RNA of Apodemus sylvaticus (European woodmouse), 2150 nucleotides long. Its product is annotated as sphingolipid delta(4)-desaturase DES1-like. Gene Ontology annotation, cellular component: membrane. The coding region runs from base 88 to 1047 and encodes 319 amino acids. Gene Ontology annotation, biological process: ceramide biosynthetic process. NCBI's taxonomy places the organism in Eukaryota, Metazoa, Chordata, Mammalia, Rodentia, Muridae. Gene Ontology annotation, molecular function: sphingolipid delta-4 desaturase activity. The transcript has 3 exons. The record is from RefSeq and is a predicted model, not a curated record.
ACAGACACAGGCCACAGCUGCCAUCGAUAACAUCACAUUUACGGAGUUGCACCAGAGCAGAUCCUAGGGCAGCUGUGCACACCAGCCAUGAGGAAGCAGGCACCACUGGAAGAUGUUGAGUGGGUCUAUACUGAUCAGCUGCAUAAUGAUCGACGUCUGGAGAUAUUGGCAAAGUAUCCGGAGAUAAAGUCCUUGAUGAAACCCAACCCUGACCUGAUCUGGAUCAUAGUCGUGAUGCUUCUCGUCCAGUUGGCUUCAUUUUACUUAGUCAAAGACUUGGACUGGAAAUGGGUCCUAUUUUGUGCCUAUGUAUUUGGUGGCACUAUUAACCACUCACUAAUUAUAGGUUCUCAUGAGAUCUCUCAUAAUUUCCCCUUUGGCCACCACAAGGCGCUGUGGAACCGCUGGUUUGGAAUAUUUGCUAACCUCCCUAUUGGGAUUCCAUACUCGGUUUCCUUUAAGAGAUACCACAUGGAUCACCACCGCUACCUCGGGGCUGACGGCAUCGAUGUGGGUGUUCCUCAUGAUCUCGAGCGCUGGUUCUUCUGCACCGCUUUCAGGAAGCUUGUCUGGAUUGCUUUGCAGCCUCUCUUUAUUAUUUUUAGACCUCUACUUAUUAACCCCAAACCAGUUUCUUAUCUGGAAAUCAUCAAUGCUGUUGUUCAGAUCACUUUUGACAUUUUAGUUUACUAUGUUUGGGGAAUUAAAUCUUUAGUCUACAUGCUGGCAGCCUCGCUGCUUGGUCUGGGUUUGCACCCAAUUUCUGGCAAUCUUGUAGGGGACCAUUUCAUGUUCUUAAAGGAGCAUGAAACAUACUCCUAUUACGGGCCUCUGAACUUAUUCAUCUUCAAUGUGGGCUAUCAUAACGAACACCAUGACUUCCCCAACAUUCCUGGAAAAGACCUGCCCUUGGUGAGGAAAAUAGCAGCUGAAUACUAUGACAAACUCCCCCAUCACAUCUCCUGGGUCAAACUCCUGUAUGAUUUUGUGAUGGAUGACACAAUAAGUCCCUAUUCACAGAUGAAGAGGCUUCCAAAAGGGAAAUAGCUUUUAGAGCUAACACUGUCAAGUGCCAAAGCAAAAUCUGCAAAGAUUUUUAAUUGUUGAUAAUAUGGACUUUUUUCCUUGUUAAAAUUAAGAGCUGUCAGAAGCCAUCUAGGAAAAGCUACUUAGCACAGAUUUUUGUCAAGAGACAAAUCAUCUGGCUUGUGUCUUAUUAUUUUGAAAUCUUGUAUAAGACUAGUAUGCAAGCAAGUGAGUUUCCUGGUGAUGACCCACUGUUUUGCAUGACUGUAAUGGAUGCACUCUGGAAGUCCUCAGGGUCCUCAGAAACUUCAUCCCAGGGUUGCCUCUUGCUUCCCAUAUGCCUUUCCUGCCAUUCUUACAUAGCCUAGUGAUUCCUGGAAAUCUGCCAACCCUUAGGCAGAUUUCCUGUAGAAUCAAUAUGAAGAUGGUACUUUCAUGUAGUUAUAAUGUAUAGAUGAACUGAUGACUUCAUUUUCCUGUUUAUAAAACUUCUAAAUUGAUACAAGUAAUCUCAAGUCUCCUAUAGAACAAAAGCUGCAAAUGGACCUUCAUGUGUCACAGGCUAAUUACAUUAGAGAAAGAAAACAGCCUUGGAACAAAUUCCAUCUAGGUUAGGAAUGAAGCCACAAUCUGGCAACUAAGGGUCAUAAACUGAGAAUGGGAAACUUAUUGUAGGUGCAAGGACAAAACAUAAAUGAUGGACUAAUACUAGUCUUAUACAAGAUUUCAAAAUAAUAAGACACAAGGCAGAUGAUUUGCCUCUUGACAAAAACCUAUGCUAACUAAUGACAUAAAAAUGAUUGCUACAAACUUUUAAUGAAUGAAUGGAGCUAGUAACAGAUAAUGUUUAGUCAGGUACAAAAAUUAUUACUUUAAACUUUUAAUGAACUUAUGGAUCUAGUAACAGAUAAUGCAUGUUUAGUCACAUACUAGCCUAAUGGAAAGACAUAAACAAUUCUGUUGUGAUUCCUUAAGCCUUAUUUAACUAUGUACUUAUGGAAUGUAAAAAAUGCUUAGAAAACCAUGUGAUCAAUUAUCUUGAGAAAGUAUAAGAACUAAGAACAAUAAAAUGGCAGUGCAACCUUCUUCAGCUUCAUCCAGUAUGCUUGUAUCUAUGUGUGCCU